Eimeria tenella is the source of this 2475-nucleotide messenger RNA. Its product is annotated as cullin family protein, putative. Gene Ontology annotation, molecular function: ubiquitin protein ligase binding. The transcript is spliced from 15 exons. Lineage: Eukaryota; Apicomplexa; Conoidasida; Eucoccidiorida; Eimeriidae. The record is from RefSeq and is a predicted model, not a curated record. Gene Ontology annotation, biological process: protein ubiquitination; ubiquitin-dependent protein catabolic process. Gene Ontology annotation, cellular component: cullin-RING ubiquitin ligase complex. Bases 1 to 2475 code for a protein of 824 amino acids.
AUGGAUGGGCACGGAGAGUUGGUGACCUUGGAGGAGGGAUGGACAAAACUGCGUCUCCAGGGGAUUGAAAAGGUUCAGCGGUUUUUGGAGCAGAGGCCUGAACGAGGCCAUGCGAGCAAACGAGUAUGUGUCGUGUCAAACGAAGACUAUGCAGCCAUAUACACGAUGGUCUACACGAUGUGUACACAGCGGUCACCGUACAAUUUCUCGCAGGACCUCUAUCAACUUUACGGAGAUUCAAUUGUUCGCUAUGUGCACUCCACGGUCCUGCCGUCCCUGGAGAAUCGGAGAGGCUCAGAUCUGCUGGAGGAGCUGCUGUGUCGGUGGGAGAACCACCGUACCUUGGUAAAGUGGCUUCAAAAAUUCUUUGCAUAUCUAGAUCGCUACUAUGUCAAGAUGUACAUGGAGGCUCCCCUGGUCAAGAGGGGCAUUGCGAUUUUCAAAGAUCAUGUCUUUGAAAGGGUCAAGCAACCUGUUUCCGCCGCCAUCGAAGAUGCGAUUCGUCGACAGCGUGAAGGGGAGUCGCUGGAUGAGGAGAGUGUGGCGCAGCUAGUGUGUAUGUAUAUUGGCCUUGACCCUGAAGAUGAAGGGCUGGGCCUCUACCAGCGUGAGCUAGAGGACCUGCUUCUAGCUUCCACUAAACAGUUCUAUGACCGCAAAGCCAGAGAGUGGAUUGCAAGUAGCACCUUCUCCGAAUACCUGCUACUUGCGGAGGCGGCGCUUGAGGCUGAAGCGCGCAGAUGUGAGAGGUACUUGCACAGCAGCAGUAGCAGUAAGCUGCUGGGAGUCGUUGUCAAAAGCACUCUACAGCAACAUCAACAGGAACUACUAGAGAAAGAUACGGCGAUUCCCUUCCUUCUGGCUGGGGAGGGACGAGCGGAGUUACGGAUGGCCCACAGAUUAUUUGCCUUAGUGGAUGGAGCGGUUGAAGACCUAGCGAAGCAGUUCAAGGUGUACAUUUCGGCCUGUGGAGACAAGCUAGUGCAGCAGCGAGUUGCCGCGAUGAAAGAGACACAACAGAUGAGGGCGCAGGGUUCGGCCAGCAGCAGCAGCAACGCUGCAUUGACACAGCAACAACAGAGGCAACAGGAUAUCAUCGCUGAGCACCGAUUUGUGGAGAGCGUGUUGGAUUUGCACGACCGAUUCAAAAGUAUCACACUGGAUUGCUUUCGAGCUCAGCAGCGUAUUGCGCAUGAUGCUUUGGGCUCUUCAGCACGACCUACGCCUCAGGCUGACUCGCUAUUCCAGAAGGCACUAAAAGAAGCGUUUGAAAGCUUCGUCAACGCGCAAUCUCUACAGCCCCCUUUUGCACAACUGCUGGCGUCGUUUUGUGACCGCAUUUUGAGGAAGGCUGGGGGCGAGAGAAUGGGUGACGAUGAAAUCGAAGAGUGCCUCAUGAAAGUUGUUGAAAUUUUCAACUACGUAACGGACAAAGACCUUUUUGCUGAGCAAUACAGAACGCAGUUGGGUCGUCGGCUGUUGCAUGAGACCUCUGCAUCACUCGAGCUCGAGCGGUUGCUAAUAGCGAAGCUGCGUCUUAAAUGUGGUGCCCAUUUCACUGCGAAAGUGGAGGGGAUGGUGAACGAUCUCCAAGUAGCUGCUGGUCUUAUGCGAUCUUUCCAGCAGCAGCAGCAAGAAGAACAGCUGAAGAGAAAGACGGAUGAGCAGGAGUCGAAAGUAAAUGAGAGUGCAUCCAGGAUCAAAGAAUCCGUCUCAUCGGCCACAGUGGAAACUGUGAUGAUAGGUGAUGUAGAAUUUUCGGUGCAGGCCCUAAGCACUGCGCAUUGGCCAACAUAUCCAGCGCCUGACUUGCGCUUGCCGCCUCAAUUGGCCCAAUGCGUCAACGCCUUUGAACAAUUCUACACCUCGCAAACACAACACAGGAAGCUCACAUGGGUCAACUCACUGGGAACUGCGCUUGUGGCUGCACAACUCCAAAAUCGCCAAGACCUCAUAUGCAACACGAUGCAGGCAGCUCUACUUCUAAGGUUCAACAGAAAACAAGACGACGGCUGUGGUCGCACCAUAUGCUGCGCCGGCGAUCCUGCUUUGUCGGUACAGCAGCUUGUGGAAGAGCUACGCCUUGACGAGUUGACAGUGAAGAAGCUGCUGGGGUCACUUAUGCUUGGCCGUUUUAAGAUACUCAAGAAAACUGAGAGCGAUCUCUUCCAGGUUAAUGAAAGCUUUUCAUGCCUCCACCGGAAGAUCAAGUUACCUACUCCUGUGCAAGAGGAAGCACAGUGCCGGGCACGUGUUGAGGAGGACAGGUCCAUCACUGUUGAUGCGGCCAUCGUGCGCAUUAUGAAGACACGCAAGAGCCUGUCGCACCAGCAGCUAGUAGGCGAGGUUAUGGCCCAGCUGCACUUCUUCCAGCCGCCUCCUAAGCUACUGAAGGAAAGAAUACAGGACCUGAUCGCCAGAGAGUUCUUGGAGCGGGACAAAGACAAGCCAACCCAAUACAAUUACGUUGCAUGA